Molecule: messenger RNA, 2876 nt
Organism: Pteronotus mesoamericanus
Lineage: Eukaryota; Metazoa; Chordata; Mammalia; Chiroptera; Mormoopidae
Gene: DLST
Product: dihydrolipoamide S-succinyltransferase
Exons: 15
Coding region: 62-1429 (455 amino acids)
Biological process (GO): tricarboxylic acid cycle
Cellular component (GO): mitochondrion; oxoglutarate dehydrogenase complex
Molecular function (GO): dihydrolipoyllysine-residue succinyltransferase activity
Source: RefSeq, a predicted model, not a curated record
GCUGGGGCCCUAUAUCCGGUGUCCGCCCGCCCUCGGUUCCGCCGCCACAGCCGCUGCCGCGAUGCUGUCCCGGUCCCGCUGCGUGUCCCGGGCAUUCAGCCGCUCGCUGUCCGCCUUCCAGAAGGGGAACUGCCCUCUAGGGAGACGUUCCCUGCCUGGGGUCUCCUUAUGUCAGGGACCAGGUUACCCUGACAGCAGGAAGAUUGUCGUUAACAAUAGUAUUGUCUCCAGCAUUCGCUUCUUCAGAACUACAGCUGUAUGCAAGGAUGAUGUGAUUACAGUCAAAACCCCAGCGUUUGCAGAAUCUGUCACAGAAGGGGAUGUCAGGUGGGAGAAAGCUGUUGGAGACACAGUUGCAGAAGAUGAAGUGGUCUGUGAGAUUGAAACUGACAAGACGUCGGUGCAGGUUCCAUCACCGGCAAACGGUGUUAUUGAAGCUCUUUUGGUACCCGAUGGGGGAAAAGUAGAAGGAGGCACUCCUCUUUUUACACUCAGGAAAACUGGCGCUGCUCCUGCUAAGGCCGCGCCAGCCGAAGCCCCCGCUGCUGCAGCCCCAAAGGCCGAACCUGUAGCCUCAGCGGUUCCCCCUCCCCCUGCAGCAUCCAUACCCACUCAGAUGCCGCCGGUGCCCUCGCCCUUACAGCCUCCUGCCAGCAAACCGGUGUCUGCAAUAAAACCCACUGCUGCUCGUCCGGUAGCCGAGCCAGGAGCUGGUAAAGGUCUGCGUUCAGAACAUAGGGAGAAAAUGAACAGGAUGCGGCAACGCAUUGCUCAGCGUCUGAAGGAAGCCCAAAACACAUGUGCAAUGCUGACAACUUUCAAUGAAAUUGACAUGAGUAACAUCCAGGAAAUGCGGGCCCGGCACAAAGAUGCUUUUCUGAAGAAACAUAACCUCAAAUUGGGCUUCAUGUCGGCGUUUGUGAAGGCCUCGGCCUUCGCCUUGCAGGAACAGCCCAUUGUAAACGCAGUGAUUGACGAUACAACCAAAGAGGUGGUGUAUAGAGAUUAUAUUGACAUCAGUGUUGCGGUGGCGACGCCACGGGGUCUGGUGGUUCCCGUCAUCAGGAACGUGGAAACUAUGAAUUAUGCAGAUAUUGAGCGAACUAUCAGUGAACUGGGAGAGAAGGCCCGAAAGAAUGAACUCGCCAUUGAAGAUAUGGAUGGUGGUACUUUCACCAUUAGCAAUGGAGGCGUUUUUGGCUCCCUUUUUGGAACACCCAUUAUCAACCCCCCUCAAUCUGCCAUCCUGGGAAUGCAUGCGAUCUUUGAUAGGCCAGUGGCCGUGGGAGGCAAGGUGGAGGUGCGGCCCAUGAUGUUCGUGGCAUUGACCUAUGAUCAUCGACUAAUCGACGGCAGAGAGGCUGUGACUUUCCUUCGCAAAAUCAAGGCAGCGGUAGAGGAUCCCAGAAUCCUCCUACUGGACCUUUAGGAGGAAGUCACAUACCCAGUACAUUGACCACGCAGGAACUGAAAACCAGUCUUCUCCCUACCCCCACGUGGGUCCCGGGUUAGCCUGCUGACAGACAGGCACAUGCUGUUGGCCUCAAGCAAGAAAGCCAGGGCACUAUGUAACCAGCAGUCGCAGGUCUUUUCUUGGUGUUCUAGCAGGCUCUCUCCCUCCCUGCACCCCUCUCUUAACACUCGAAUAUCUUACUUCCUUAGGCUUGAGGGAGAGAGAGAGCCUUAACGGAUGCUCAUUAAUAUGCCUGCCUUUCUUCCAUUAGCCCUCUGCAGAGAUAAUUUUGCUUCUCCCCUGUGCCAGUAUAUAUACUAUAGGGAAACCACUGGGGACCAUGUGAUUAAGUUUCAAUCAUUUGAAAGUGUAUUCUCCCAGAGCUGCCUAGGGGAGUGCUGUGCCUCCCCAGCUCAGAGCAGCCCCUGUCCUGGCUGUGCAAUCUCACCUGAUUCCACCUGUGUGGAGGUAUUGACCACCGGCCAAGAGGUGCUGCUUUGCUGCUUAAAUGCACCUUCAUUCUCAGCCGUCAUAGACUUCAAGAUGCCUCUUCUACCUCUUCCAGGAAGCACAGGCCAGGGGACCUGCAGUGUUGGCAGUGUGGAGGGGGCAAGGGCAGCUUCCCCCUGAGAUCAUAAGCUGUAAACACGGGAACAGAACCUAGGCCUGCCCUCACACUUUGCCGUAGCCUCACACCAGGAAGACCCACUCUGGUACAGUCACGCACAGCUGUGGUUGUGCCAACCUUUCUGGGUUGCUAGGAACCAUUCUAGCACAUUGUUCUCAUUUAGGGUAGAUUCUAGCACAUCAUGGCGAUGGAGGGUGGACUGGAGCCUGGUAGCGACUGGAGUGAUGGAGGCUCCCUGUGGACUGGCUCAGGUUGCCUUGAGCUUUUAAAUUCCAUUGGUAGAAGCACGUGGACUGAAGAGGCUGUUUGUUUCUUCCUGUAUCGUGGCCCUUAGGGAGUGGGGCCUUAGCUCUUCCUCUGCAGAAUGUGGGUCUGGGGGAGGACAGACUGGUGGAAACCAGCCCCAAGAUGCUAGUACACAGGGAAAAUGACUGAUGUUACCUCUGAGUACUACCCACUGGGUCUGGAUGCAAUCACUGGAAAGCGUGGAACAUGGUUAAAUGCACAUGUCUUGUCGUGAAAGCCACCAGGCUUCAUUGCUUUGAAUCCAACUGCAUUCAGGCCGGAGGCCACUGACGCGACACCAGGGCCAUUGUAGUGCAGAGUGCCCGUUUGUAUCUUGAGCAAAGAAGCAAGCCUGGGGGAUGGGGUGGAGGGAAGGGAGGGAGCCAGUACUGAGUGCCUGCAGCAUCUACAAUGUCUUCACUAUUGAGAACUUGUAACUGAAAUAUUUAAAGAAACUGAUUUUAAAUGCAAAUUAAAGGGCAAAUGUUCUCAAACAGGGUUCCUGCUGUU